Messenger RNA from Penaeus monodon (black tiger shrimp), 3005 nucleotides. RefSeq names its product store-operated calcium entry-associated regulatory factor-like. Lineage: Eukaryota; Metazoa; Arthropoda; Malacostraca; Decapoda; Penaeidae. Gene Ontology annotation, cellular component: endoplasmic reticulum membrane. The record is from RefSeq and is a predicted model, not a curated record. Gene Ontology annotation, biological process: regulation of store-operated calcium entry.
GCCUAUAUAUUUUGACGUCAGAGGAAUUACGUUCGUUAUUGUGUCUUGGUGUCUAGAGGUGAUGAACGUAAGAACUGGCUGUGAAGAGGAAAAUAUCGUUAGUUUAAAGACUGAAGCGGAAUUUGAAAUAUCAGUAUAACAGUGAAUAGUUUCUGACACAGGCAGUAUGAAAGAAAUUGGCUGGUUAACAUCAUUUUUGCUGCUGCUGUUCCUGUGUUCAGGCCCAGGAGUAGUAGUAGCUGCAUGGGGACAAAACAGUGACAGUGUCCACCUGAAGGAUGUGGAAGUACUGACCUUGUAUGCAGGAAAAUGACAAAUGGUGAGGAGCCGACGUUCUUCGCCAGUCCCACAGCUGGAGUGUGUUAAAGGCGGAACAGCUCCAUGUGAUGCUUUUAAUCCUCGUGUUGUCCAGUGUUAUAACCGAGGUUUUGAUGGUGUGGAUGUACAAUGGGAAUGCAAGACUGAUAUGGAUAAUGCUUUCAGGUUUGGUAAUAUUGAAGUAUCCUGUGAAGGCUACAGCAACAGAGAUGAUCCUUAUGUCUUGAAAGGAUCCUGCGGAUUGAGAUACUCCCUUGAUUACACCAAAGAGGGUCUUAAUAACCAAGGAAACAAGCAUAACUAUUAUCCAGACCAGAAUCAGUACAGUGGCAGCAGUUAUGGUUGGUCUUAUCAGAACCAGGGAAAGGAAAAACUCUCAAGUGCAAGUUACUUAGCGGACUUGAUUGUAUAUGUAGCCAUUGGACUUAUGUGUUAUGCAUUUUACAAGACAUGCAUUGGAUCCAACCGUCAACAAGGACAAGAUGCCUACAGCACAACAAAUGAUGAUUAUCCUGCAGGAGGUGGAGGUGGAGGAUAUGGUUGGUUUGGUGGAAACACCCACCCCACAGCUCCACCUCCUCCUGCUGGCUUUCACCCAGGGUACACAGAUGAUGCCUCGUGUCAUAGGAACCGAACAGCUCGUGGAGGUAACGGUGGAGGCUUUUGGACAGGUGCUCUUACAGGUGGAUUACUUGGCUAUAUGUUUGGUAAUCGGGGCGGUCAACAGAAUCAAGGGUACAGGAGACAUUAUGGAGGGGGAGGAUGGGGUGGUGGUGGAAGUGGCUUUUCUGGGGGAAGUGGUUUUUCUGGUGGGUUUGGGGGUGGUGGCUCCACUGGCACCCGAACAGCCUCAGGCUUUGGUGGAACAAGCCGUAGGUAGAUAUUGCCUUUUGUGUUCAUGUGACAUAUUUUGUUUUUCAUGUUUAUAUCGGGUAGACUUUGAAUAUUAUAUUGCCCUCAGAUUUAAUUAGAUCAAAAAUAUGUUGGAUCUUUUAAUGUAGUUAUCAGAUUUUUAUGUUUGUGUUCAUGCUAUUGUAAUACUUGACAUUUUUAUACAAGUAAUGCACAUGUGUGCAUGGUGUAUAAAUAUAUACAAAGCAAUUAGUAAUACUAUUUAACAUGUUUUGUAGUCUUGAAUGACCAAAAAAAUUUAACUAAUGGAAGUUGUAUUUGGAUCUCAGGUUGCAUGAAUGUGAUAUUUAUUUUCUUUACUUCUUUAAUAGUUUAACUAAGGAAAUUUUUUUUUUGAGUAUUGUGAAAGAAACUUAGGCAAGGUAUCUCCACUUUUCUCAAAGUAGGCCAAGUGAAAAAGGAAAAAUGUUGAGAUUCCUGUGCCUCCAUCUGACCUUUAAAAAAAAAAAAUUGAUUGUAAAGCAGAUUUCACACAUAUCUAGUUUUGUUACUUAACCCACUCGUACUGGGAUGAGGUAUUAUGAUGUCCUGUCACUGCAUGGUAGACUAUCCCUCAUACUGGGAUGAUGUCUUUAUGUUGUGUACAGUUGAGUCUCCUCUAAGUUAUGCACAUUAAACAGAUGUGUGCUUGUUUAGCCCAGGUUGCAUUUAUUGAGGAGAAAUAGCCCCUGAAAUGUAGGGUCAAAGCCUCAUUAUUUAAAAAAAUGUUGCAGUCAAAAGCAUAGAAAGCUGGGUAAUUUUGUUUCCUGUUUCUGUUUUAGCUUGUGAGUAGCAGACUCUGCAUUUACCCAUUUAUUCAUUAUGGCACUGGGGGCUCCCUUCAUCUUUGGGUUAAAAGCAUUAAACCGAAAAUGCUACUAUACUUGGCUAAAUAUAAGUAUUCAUAUAUCUAUUAUUUUGGAGAAGUAAAAAUAUUAGACAUGAUAACAGCAGAUAAGAAAAAAAGGCAGAUUUGUGUGUGUGUGUGUGUGUGUGUGUGUGUGUGUGUGUGUGUGUGUGUGUGUGUGUGUGUGUGUGUGUGUGUGUGUGUGUGUGUGUGUGCGUGCGUGCGUGCGUGCGUGCGUGCGUGCGCGUGCGUGUGUGUGAUUGAUUCCUAUGAUGUAUGCUGAAGUAAUUCAGCAUUGGACUUUGUUUACGGCUGGCUAAAGCUUUACUGUGUUACAUGUAUUUUUAUUUUUAUUUUUAUUUUUGUAAUUACAAGGCUUUAUGGUUAGUUUUGAUGUCUUUGCUUUUCAAAAAUCUGUUUAUUAAACUUGAAAGUAAGGAAUACUUUAUUCCAAUUCCUUUCCAUUUAUACUGUUCUGUGAUGUUUCAGAUAUCCCACAGGAUUUUGGAACUUGACUCACCUAACAAUAUUAGAUUUUCUUAAUUGUCACCUAGUUGUAUGCUCAACCAAUGAAGCUGACAAAAAGCUUUUUUUGUUUGCCUUAUUUAAUUCUUUAACUGUUUAUUUUUCUCUAGGUAAAGGUUAAGAUGGAUAACCCAGAAUAAUUACAUAAUAAUUGUUUUGUAACAGUAUGGGAUAUUACUCUUUAUUUUGACAGGUUCAAUUUUUAUCUAUAUGGCAAAAGUGAUCAAGUGCUAGUUUGUAUUUACUUUGUGGUUAAUAAAAUAUUGGAAUUAGAACUUUUUCUUUGAUGUUUUGAGAGAAAGCAAAAAAGGUGCUGUUCUACAAACGUGUUAUCUUCAAACACUUACUAUAGUAUAUCUUAUUAAGAAUGGAAUUUGUUUAUCUGGUUUGUAAAAGUGAUUUUGUAAAUAAAGUAAUAAAAAAA